GGGCGCGCAUUACCCACCCCGUAUUCAGUUAUUAAAGGUCCAAACACUCGUCUCGUGCUCUGCCUUUUAUCAGGCGAUAACAAGUGAACUCGAGUCUCAACAGAGGCUACAAUCUCACAAACCUUGUAUAGGUAGUUCAUAUAUUCGGCGACACCCUGCAUGAUGCCGCGGAAACCAACAAAGCGAGCGUGGGAUGAGGGAGAUGAAGAGCCGACCAAACCAACCACGCGUCUCUAUGGACGCAAGAGGGCCAAAGCAGAACCAAACUUGCCAAAGGAAGAAAAACGUAAACGCCGUUUUCGACCAAACCCGCCCCAAAGCUUCCAUGAGAUAUAUAAUCGAGCAAUGACCCAAAGAUUCUACGUCAUAAGUCGCCAUCGAGAUGACUCGGUUCCGCAAGAGAGAGUUGAGCUUGCGGGUUCAACUGGCAAUGUCUACACCAUUACAAUAUCCCAUUGCCCAUCCUGCAAUUGCCCGCAUGCCUUAAAGGGCAACCAGUGCAAACACAUUCUCUACGUAAUGUCGCGUGUCCUUCACGCCAAGUUCGAACAUGUCUAUCAGCUCGCACUCCUGACCGACGAACUCCAUGAGAUCUUUCGCCAGGCACCCAUCCCAGCUAAGGACGCAUCCUCACCGGAAAAAAACGUAGACAAGCGGCGGAAGCCUGUGGAAGGAGACUGCCCCAUCUGCUUUACGGAGCUCGAUGCCAAGAGCAGCGAGUCUGUUGUCUGGUGCCGCGCCGCCUGCGGCCAGAACAUGCACAAGAGCUGCUUCAAAAUGUGGGCUAGAGUCAAGAAGCAGGCAGUGACCUGUCCAUUUUGCCGGAGCCCCUGGCAGGAGGACGAGGAGACGGCCAAGACGAUCCUGAAGGAGGGUAAGGUCACUGCCGAAGGCUAUGUCAAUGUGGCUGACCAACUUGGCAUAAGUACUGUUCAGGUGGCAGAUACGAGUACUUACUCUCGCUGGUGGAGCGGCCACUACGGUCGUCGUGGUUACUGGUAG
Molecule: messenger RNA, 1002 nt
Organism: Sodiomyces alkalinus F11
Lineage: Eukaryota; Fungi; Ascomycota; Sordariomycetes; Glomerellales; Plectosphaerellaceae
Exons: 4
Coding region: 160-1002 (280 amino acids)
Molecular function (GO): zinc ion binding; ubiquitin protein ligase activity
Source: RefSeq, a predicted model, not a curated record